CAUUUCUUUUAUUAUUCAUCAAAUAUCUUGCUGGGUCCAUUUAAGAUAAGAUAAGAUAAGAUAAGAUAUAACUUUAUUAAUCCCCCGUAGGGGGAAAUUUAGGUCAACAUAGCAGCAUGAAGGAAUAUAAAAGAACAGAACAGAACAGUGACAGCGACAACAGUGACAGUGUUGUCAGUUGACAGUCGCUGUGAUAUAAGCUGUGCAAAAAAAAAUAAAUGCACAUAUUUAUGUGUUUGUGAAUACAAUGUAUUGUCAGCUUUAUGUUCUCACUGUUUUUUUCAGUUAGACUGGAGGGUUUUGUUUAGAGCCAUGUGAAUGUAUGUCCAUAUUUGAUAUACUUGUGCUGAGAAAGUAAUGCUACUUACAGAAAAACAUGUGAGAUGCAUGUCGUCCCUGUUUGUUGGAGAUUUUGCAAAGAGCUCUUGCUGAAAUGUGACCUGGCACAACUGCCAUACUGUCAACCUAGUCUAAGUGUGUCAUUUGCUUAGUCUGUAAAUCUGCUGUAUUUAGUGUCUGCUGAGCUAGAAACAGUUACAGUGUCCAGCAUGAAGUCUUUUUUUCCCAUUUCUUUCAACUGAGGAGAGAAGACAACAUCAUUGCUGUGUAUUUCUGUGUACAGCCCAGACUGUUUGUGUUAAGUCUCCCACAUUACUUGCUUUGUCUACAUCCUGGUCAUUACUGGCACAGUUUUAGUGUUGUGCAUUAGGCUGCACUCAGAAUCAGUGCCAGCUGGAGAACAUCCAUACAGUGAGUCAGAGGCAGGAGUGCCUUUAUCACAUGUAACUAUUAAUGUAUUUAAGUGAUCCAGCAGUAGCUUGUGCUUGAAAAAUGAAGGGCUUAAUAAAAACAAUAAAUCUAUAUAUGGACAUUUUAAUUAAGCCUAUUCCCUGUGCACUCAGUUUCCAAUUUUCUAUGCAAGGAAAUGCAUACAUUAUAUUUAUCAUUGAUUUAAAAAUAAAUAUUGAUGUCAGCAUUGUAAGGUGCACUGUGAAUUCUUGUCUCUUAGCUAUUAUACCAUUUUAGGACUUUAAAAACCCUUUUAGGCCAGGGCUAACACUUAUAUGGCAUCCUGAAUGCUCCAGAUCUCAGGAUAAUUUACUGCCACAGCUGUACAAAAAUGUGGCCGCAUCCAGAGCUUUGUUCACCAGCACAUUCACUCAUGCAAAUUCCUCUCACCAAACCGUUUAAACAGUCGACUAGACAGGAACCAGGCUGUGUAUUUUUAUUUAUUUAUUUCUUAAGUACACGGGUCUGCUUUGAAACAGCACAUCAGAAAACAUCAGAUGUAUGGAACUGACCUUAGGUUAAUUGCCACUAUUCAAACAAUUACUCAAGUGAAGAAGUGGCAAGUGGACUCUCGAUGAGGUCUAAGACAAAGCCAAUGAAGUGCUAUUGUGUAAUUGUUGAGGCUGGUCAAUCAAUUGGCCAAAUGCUACUGUCAGAGUUGUUUUUCCUCAAGGUCACAAGGCCUUUCUGAGAGGACCACAUUAACCAUUUCUUUAUUUAGAAAGAGAAUGUUCCCUAGAAUUGGUUAAGGAAAGAAGGCAAUGGAACAGAGGCAACAGUGAAAUGUAAAUGAGGGAAAAAAAAGUGUUAGAUAUUAAUUUUACAUCAUUCCCAGAACUAUCUGUAAGAAGCUACUAAAUAAUUUUGAGUUGCCCAAGCUAUGUUGAAUUCAAGAUUCUUUCAGUUUAAAACCGAAUUUAUGAUUUAAGCCAUUACAUCGCUAGCUUUAUAAUCCAUGUCUAACAACAUUGAUCUUGCAUAUACACUUCUAAUUAAACCGUGGUCAGUUUAAUUAAUGUAAAAAGUGUUAGCUUAAUAAUUUAGCUCAUUCUAACAGUCUAACGUUUCUCGUUUCAGCAGACACUACUCAUCCCUUCACACCUCCUUUCAGUCAUUUCCUACAGUAUGCUAUUUAGGAUGCCAAAAUGAACAUUUGAAGGUUUUUCAUUCUUUCUGCAGUUAAUAUAUUAAGUAACUAAUCCAGGUCAUUUUACGAACGUGAUUUUAUUUAUUUAUUAUUAUUAUUUUUUUUACAAUUCUCAUAAAUGCUGCUUUUAAAUGUUGCACACCUUAUGAACUCGAUAACACUUUGCACAAGACUUAAAACUAUGUCUCUGUCUGACUUCAUUUUCAAAUCCUAAGAUACCCUCUGGCGUUAAUUAUUUGACCAUUUUUGACGUUGAACUAUGAUAUGUUUUAAGACUGUCUUCACUGCUGCUUCUACAUUGUAAUUUAAAAGUGUCUGAUCUAAGGAUGAAACAUUACUCUGGUCAUGCAAACAAUUAAGCAUUUGUAGUUUGAAAAUAAUAGAUAACAAAGGAAAUUCAACAAAGCAGGUCCAAAACCACUUUAACCUGAUACAGGAAGAUCUCAGACUGUCUUUGGAAUGGUUUGGAUAACUGAACCAUAAUUACUGCCACAGUUAUUUAGAUGAAAAUCUGUUGUGUAUAAACAACAUGAUGCACAAUGAUGAAAAAAGAACAGAACUGUGCACAAAAUUCCUGGUUAAAAUGUAGUCUCUUGCCUGAAGUUUGUAAAGUCUAACUUUUCUCAAAUGCCCUAAAUGUGCAAAGCUGAUAGAUAUACACUAUCAGCCAUAACAUUAAAAGCACCUACCUAAUAUUGUGUAGGUCCCCCUUGUGCCACCAAAACAGCUCUGACCCGUAGAGUCAUGGACUCCACAAGACCUCUGAAAGUGUACUGUGGUAUCUGGCACCAAGAUGUUAGCAGCAGAUCCUUUAACUCCUGUAAGUUGUGAGGUGUGUCCUCCAUGGAUUGGACUUGUUUGUCCAGCACAUCCCACAGAUGCUCGAUUAGAUUGAGAUCUGGGGAAUUUGAAGGCCAAAUCAACUCUGUCAUGCUCUUCAAACUAUUCCUGAACAAUUUUUGUAGUGUGCCAGGGUGCAUUAUCCUGCUGAGGGCCCCCACUGCCAUUAGGGAAUAACUUUGCCAUGAAGGGGUGUAGUUGGUCUGCAACAAUGUUUAGGUAGGUGGUACGUGUCAAAGUAACAUCCACAUGAAUGCCAGGACCCAGGGUUUCUUAGCAGAUCAUUGCCCAGAGUAUCAAUCUUCCUCUGCUGGCUUGCCUUCUUCCCAUAGUGCAUACCGGGAACACCCCAAAAGACCAGCCAUUUUGGAGAUACUCUGAUCCAGUCACCUAGCCAUCAUAAUUUGGUCCUUGUCAAAGUUGCUCAGAUCCUUACACAUUCCCAUUUUUUUCCUGCUUCCAACACAACAACUUUGAGAACUGACUGUUCACUUGCUGCCUAAUAUAUCCCACCUCUUGAUGUCAUUGUAAUGAGACAAUCAAUGUUAUUCACUUCACCUAUCAGUGGAUUUAAUGUUAUGGCUGGUGUAUAUCCCAGAAGACUAUAAUUGUGGUGGCCAGAGGUGGUUCUACCAAGUAUUGACCCACGUUCCCCUCGUAUUGACCCAGGGAGAUGGCCCGGUUAUGCAGUCACCAUGGGACAGCUGUGCCAGUGGUGAGUGUAGGAUUACUACUACUGAUGUGUGCAACAUGGACCGAACCAUACAGGACCCCUUACACUGAGACAGACAGUGAUCAAUAUGACCCCAGAGAUCACCAUCAAAACUCAGACAACAAUCGAGACACCGGCAGGACGACCGAGUGCCGGCGGUGCUGUGACCCAGGAGAGGAGCCUCUCCAAUAUGGCAGCACUUACCCACAAUACCAGGUUGUUCCACAGAUAAACAUCACCAUCCUUAAAGGGGAAAAGGGAGAAGCUGGCCAGCGUGGACCCUAUGGCAAAGUAGGCAAGACAGGGCAGGCAGGCCCAAGAGGACCCAUUGGCUUAAAGGGCUCCAAGGGCAAUAUAGGAACCCCAGGAGAAACCUGUAAAUCCUACUAUUCUGCCUUCUCUGUGGGCCGAAAGAAAGCCCUGCAUAGCAACGACUACUACCAGACGCUUGUGUUUGACACAGAAUUAGUCAACCUGUACGGCCAUUUCAACAUGUUUACAGGCAAAUUCUUUUGCUAUGUGCCAGGAAUUUACUUCUUCAGCCUCAACGCGCACACAUGGAAUCAGAAGGAGACAUACCUGCAUGUGAUGAAAAACGAGCAGGAGAUGGCCAUUCUGUAUGCACAACCCAGUGAUCGCUCUAUCAUGCAGAGCCAGAGCCUGAUGCUGGAGCUGGAGAGAGAUGAUGAGGUGUGGGUUCGACUCUAUAAGGGUGAGAGAGAGAAUGCCAUCUUCAGUGAUGAUUUUGAUACCUACAUCACAUUUAGUGGCUACCUCAUCAAAGCCAAGAGCGAAGGUUAGCAGACCUCAGUGAUGUAUUAGCAGGUGUAAAAUACAUGCCUUUGCAUAGAGCAAUGGAAAUACCAUCUUAUUGCUUAUUUUAUAUGGACAUUUAUAUGGACAUUUAGUAUUUAUAAAAAGUCCUUCUGGAUUUAUUUAAUCUGAGUAUAAAGUAUACAGAGACAGGGUAUUAUUAGGGGUGCUGAGAGCAUAAAGCUGAACCAAGGACCAAAAGAAAGUGUGGCUUAUGACCUCUAUUACUCUACUAUACUCAAAUAUUUAUUUUAUUAAGCUUAGCUAUGAAAGAGAGUAGGGUCAAUGUGGGUUUGUUUCACAGGUUAACACAACACAUGUCUACCUGUCUUUAUUAUGGGUUUGGUGCUUCAUCUUGCACUAGUUGAUGGGAUAUGUUGCAAAUGGUGCUCUGAUUAAGUACGAUGCAGUUCGAUGGUACUGUUGAACAAUCACAUAUUAUCUGGAAUAGGAGUCUAUAAUAAUUGUAUUUUUGUAUUAUUAGUAAUUCCAUUCACAGCAUUUUUACAUUCAAAUAAUAUAAUCAAUGCAAAUACAUGCAGAAAUUUUAGGCAAUAUAAAAAAAGAGAUUUAACUUUAAGGUGAAAUGCUUUAUUUAUGGUUUGUUACUUUAAAAGUUUGUCAAAUCCCUCCUGAAAAUGAAACUUCAUGACAUGAGACAACUCAGAUCUCACGGCACUUUACAGGAAAUACUUAAUAAAACAUGAAGUGGAGGCCUCAGGAGGAGGCAUUUUUAUUGUCAACAGCUGUAAAUGUUCUUCUUUCUUUCACUGACAUUAAUGGAAAGUGAAUCCAUGGGUUACAGGCCAGUUAUUUAAACAUCACUUGAACUUUUCAAAUGACCAAUAUGAUGUAGAUAGCAUAGUUAUCAAAUAAAAAUAAAUAAUAAAAACAGCAGUAAGUGACACUUUUUAUAUAAACUGGUGUUAUAUGUGGGAAUGUCGUUAUUAUUUACACUGGCAUGGGUGGACUAUGAAAUUGGCCAAGUACACUUGACCCAGAGGAAUGUUUCCUGGCUGAGAAGUUUGUAGAUAUAUUGGGGUCCAAAUGCUUCACAUCUGCUUAAAGAUAAAUGACAGCAGUAGCACUUUCAACAGCAAUUCCUUAACCCACUUAGUUGAGAUGCAGACAUUUGCCUUUGAGUUUAACUGCUGUAAGUACAGUACGGUAGCUUUAAUCUUGCGAUUAUCAUUGACAGAUUGAUAACAGUCAUUAAUGACCAUUGUCAGUGUGUGUGUGGCACGCUCACUUUCAGUUUUAUUAUAGUCAUUAAGACAUAUAUUAUGAUAAUGGAUCACAGCUAUGCACAUAACACAUGACGAGUUUAAUAGCAUGUGGGUAAACAAAACCAUGAUGCAGUCCAGAUGUCAAGGUCUUUGAUGCUGAUUCUGGUUUUCACAGGAUAGUAAAAAAAAGAAAAGAAAAGAAAAAACCCCUCAUAUGACACAAAACUGUCUGUAAUUACACUCUUUUUUGUUCCAUCUUGUUUUAACUCUUUUUUUUUUUUUUUUUUUUUUUUUUUUUUUUUUUUUUUAAAUAUUAUGUGCACUAUGGGACCCUCAUUACAAUAAACAGAAAUCAUUUGUCACCCUCUUGUGGUUACUGAAUUGAUGACAACACAUUUUUAAAAAUACUGCUCAGUGUGAGAUUAAAUAGCUUUAUGCUUCACUAGGAUGAUCACUAUGACAAUGAGUUACAGAUGAUCUGGCUGGCUAUUCAUUGUACUCCUUAAUCACAACAACAAUGACACAAUAAACGUGUAUCUUUUUCUUUA
Molecule: messenger RNA, 6075 nt
Organism: Ictalurus punctatus (channel catfish)
Lineage: Eukaryota; Metazoa; Chordata; Actinopteri; Siluriformes; Ictaluridae
Gene: c1qtnf1
Product: C1q and TNF related 1
Exons: 4
Coding region: 3450-4289 (279 amino acids)
Molecular function (GO): protein binding
Source: RefSeq, a predicted model, not a curated record